CACUACGUCUGAAACAGAGCAUUCCAUUUUCUCACUCUUCAUCUUCCCCAUGCCUCCGCCGCCACUCAUCUUCUUGCUACUUCCUAUUUAACUUAUUUUAAUUUCCCAUCUGAUAUUAAUUCCUCGCUCUCAGUCUGGUUAUGGAGAAAAGAGCAUUAUCCACUAGCAACGGUCAAAAAGGCACGGCGGACCAGAUGCUUCUUCCUCCAGGUUUUCGUUUCCACCCCACAGAUGAGGAGCUCAUCACCUACUACCUCUCAAAUAAGUUCGUAGACUCACGAUUCAAAUCCCUUGCAAUCGGUGAAGUUGACCUCAACAAGUGCGAGCCAUGGGAUCUUCCCAAGCAUGCUAAGCUGGGAGAAAAAGAAUGGUAUUUCUUCUGCGUUAGGGAUCGAAAGUACCCUACUGGCCUUCGAACGAAUCGGGCCACUGUAGCUGGCUACUGGAAAGCUACAGGUAAGGAUAAGGAGAUUCACAGAGGGGAGCUGCUCGUUGGAAUGAAGAAAACCCUUGUUUUUUACACAGGAAGAGCGCCGAGAGGAGAGAAGAGCAGUUGGGUCAUGCAUGAGUAUAGAUUGGAGGGGAAGUAUUGCAUCAACAGCCUGCACAGAGCUGCUAAGAGUGAGUGGGUAAUCUGCAGGGUUUUCAAAAAGAGCUCACUUGGGAAUGCUUUCGGGAUGGGAAAAAUGGCUUCUUCCUCCUUUGGAGAAGAGAUUGAAGAUUCUCCUCCUCCUCCUCCUCCUCCAAAUACUCUUCCGCCAUUAAUGGACAUCCCAACUCACGUGCCCUGCUUCUCCAAUGGUAUGGAGGGCCAAAAAGCCCAUGACCAAGAUAUGUCCUCUCUCUUCUUCUCCAAUCUCAUUCCGAUGCCCACCUCUCUCUAUGACGGAAGCUUCAUGAGCUUGUUUGAAAGCCAUGGCUUUGAUGAGAAGUAUGGAUGUAAGAAGGAUCGAGACAUGCUGAACUUCUCAGACGAGAUUGGCCUUGCCGCUGAAAUGAACGCCCAGAUUUACUGUGACAACGAAUUCGGGAGGAGUUCUUUUGAGAACUGCCUUUGGAAUUGCUGAACGAUUCCUGUUGGGAGAUCUCUUUGUAGUUUUUGUAUGAGCCUGUGGUAUCUCUAUUACGCUUAUUUCCUUCGCUUUGAAAAAUAAGAUUGCGAUUGUUGCGUCUGAGAAUUGUAAUUGGUUUAAUCUUCUUGUUCAGAAAAUAUUGAGCUUUU
This is a messenger RNA of Phalaenopsis equestris, 1222 nucleotides long. Its product is annotated as NAC domain-containing protein 92-like. Gene Ontology annotation, molecular function: DNA binding. The record is from RefSeq and is a predicted model, not a curated record. The coding region runs from base 141 to 1067 and encodes 308 amino acids. The transcript has 4 exons. NCBI's taxonomy places the organism in Eukaryota, Viridiplantae, Streptophyta, Magnoliopsida, Asparagales, Orchidaceae. Gene Ontology annotation, biological process: regulation of DNA-templated transcription.